AUGGAAUGGUUGUAUUACGAAGUCCCAGCAGUCAAAAGGCACCGCCUUUCCUUCUUCGCCGAGUCCUUCCAUUUUCAUUCCAUCCAAACACACACGAGCUCUGUUUUCCCCUCACCUCCCCUCUCCACGAUCUUCCCUUCAUAAAACGUGGGAGAUUGAUUCCUCAACCCCAACUCCUAAAUUUCCUCUUUAAGAACACAUUACAUUUCUUUCCCCCAUUUUAAUAUAAAUCAUCCGUUUGAUUUGUAAGAAACAAAUCUGUGGUUCUGUGCAUCUCUUUUUGAGCAUGUUUCAAAGAAACCCAUCUUAUUCUAACCCAACACCAUGCAAUCAUCUAGCUGAUUACAAGCUCAGAUAUGGCUUAAACGGCUAUAAAUCCAUUCAAAAUCACCUUAAAACUACCCCAAAUGGAAGAACCAGUAUUCAAAACCCCGAUUCGAAGCUACCCAGAUGCGGUUCUUGCGAUGGGUAUGAAGGGAGGCUCUACAUAUGCUUGAUUUGUGCUUCAAUCUCUUGCUCAAAUCAUACCCUUCUUCAUAACCAGUCCGAAAACGGCCAUGAUUUGGCCAUCGACGUUGAGAGAGCGGAGCUUUAUUGUUAUGCUUGCUCCGAUCAGGUUUACGACCCGGAUUUUGAUCGGACGGUGAUGUCGAAGCACAUCGUCGCCGCCGUACUGGAGAAAUCGCAAUCGGCGGAGAGAUCGAGUAAGAGGAGGAGAUUUGGAUCGAUAGAUUUAUUGGAUUUGAAGAAAUUGAAACCGUUGAUGUCUGUUAAAGAUCAGCGGUCGAAAUCGUGCUAUCCUUUGGGAUUGAGGGGAUUGAAUAACUUGGGGAAUACUUGUUUUAUGAACUCUGUUCUUCAAGUGUUUCUUCAUACUCCGCCUUUGAGCAAUUACUUCUUGAAUGAUCAGCACAACAGGGAAACCUGCAGCAAAAGACCCAUUGGGCAGCUGUGUUUACCUUGUGACAUUGAUCGUAUUUUUUCUGCUGUGUUUUCUGGUGAUCAUAUGCCUUAUAGCCCAGCUCAAUUUCUGUACAGUUGGUGGCAGCACUCUGCAAAUUUAGCAUUUUAUGAGCAGCAGGAUGCCCACGAGUUCUUCAUCUCAGUUCUAGACCGAAUCCACGAGCGAGAAUGGAAAUCGAGGAGCCAAGAUAAAGAGAAUGGGGACUGCAAAUGCAUUGCUCACAAGGCCUUCUCUGGGCAGUUGAGAUCAGACGUGACCUGUAUGACCUGUGGAUUCACUUCAACAACUUAUGAUCCAUGUGUGGAUAUUUCACUUGACUUGGACACCCACGAUUUCUCGUCUAGAAAUAUUGCUAGCAAGUCGAUGAAGCCCGUGGAUUCCAGCAGUAAAUCUACGCUAUCUGGUUGUUUGGAUCUUUUUACGAGACCCGAAAAGCUGGGAUCGGACCAGAAACUUUUCUGCCAGAAUUGUCAAGAAAUGAGAAGUUCAGUGAAGCAAAUGUCUAUCAGAAGGCUGCCAUUGGUCUUGUGUUUGCAUAUCAAACGAUUUGAGCACUCUUUUGUCAGACGAACGUCGAGAAAAAUUGAUCGGUAUUUGCAGUUUCCUUUCUCCCUCGACAUGAUCCCGUAUUUGUCGUCUUCAAUUAUCAGAAACAGAUAUGGGAAUAGGAUUUUUGCUUCUGAGGGUGACGAAAUAGAUGCUUCGUCGAAGUUUGAGAUUUUCGCUGUGGUUUCUCAUUCGGGGACGCUCGAGUCUGGUCAUUACGUGACAUACUUGCGUCUGAGAAGUCGAUGGUAUAAGUGCGACGAUGCCUGGAUCACCGAAGUCGAUGAAGAAAUGGUGAGAAAUUCUCAGUGUUAUAUGAUGUUUUAUCUACAGAAAAUACCAAACUACAAACCGAAUGAGGAUUUGAGCUGCCUUCCUAUUUCCCCGCGCAACGAUGCGUUCCAACAAAUUGCUGGUUGCUGUUAACAGCGGGAUUCGUCGAGAUUCGCCGAAGUUUUCCAUAUUAUGCAUCACACAUUCAAGGCCGACUAAGGAUCAAAAUGAAAGAUCGAACGAUCAGUACUUCAGAAAAUGACUUUUGUCAUGAUCGACGCGUAUUCUCUUCAAGAAAUCACGACCCUGAAUGUUUCUGCAGUUGUGCAGGCAGCGCCAGAAUUUCGUCACAGGGAACGUGACGUUAAGCUGGUCGCUAAGGCUCAAACGGCAGGACGAUAUGAUAUCGAAAUAUCGAAAACGUCGCGGAUUGGUAUCUUGAAAGAUGAAGAUGGGUACUACAAAAUGGUCAUGUGUAUGUCAAAAUUUAAAACUUUAUACAAGUUUAUUAAAGGCCUCGCUCAUCAAGAGAAUUGUUCAUUGCA
Cucurbita moschata (crookneck pumpkin) is the source of this 2328-nucleotide messenger RNA. RefSeq names its product ubiquitin carboxyl-terminal hydrolase 22. NCBI's taxonomy places the organism in Eukaryota, Viridiplantae, Streptophyta, Magnoliopsida, Cucurbitales, Cucurbitaceae. Gene Ontology annotation, molecular function: zinc ion binding; cysteine-type deubiquitinase activity. Bases 287 to 1936 code for a protein of 549 amino acids. The transcript has 3 exons. The record is from RefSeq and is a predicted model, not a curated record. Gene Ontology annotation, biological process: protein deubiquitination.